AUGUUUUAUGGAAAAGUAAUAAAAUCUGAAGAAACUGUAAUCCCAGAACCCAAGGAUGGAUAUUCUGUUAUCCAUUUAUCACGAGCAUGCUUAAACAAUCCUCAAGAUGAUGGGAAAUUAUAUGUACAAGUAGAAGAUGCCAAUGGCUGUUAUAAUAUUUGCUGCUUACAAAAAAAUGUAUGUGAAGAUACUCCUUUGGACAUAUUUUUAAUGUUAGAUAAUGAAGUCAAAAUAAAAACUAGUGGAACAACUGAUGAAGUCCAUGUUGUUGGAUAUUAUGAAGUCUCAUUUGGCCAAGAUAAUUUAGACGAAGAUGAAGAUGAGUUUGAUGAGGAUGAUGAAUAUGAAAAUGAAGCAGCUAGAAUAUUGACUAAAAAAAAUACAUUGAAAAAUUCAAGUGCUUUUAGACUAAAAAAUAAAAAAAACGAAGAUGGCGAAGAGGAUGAAGAGGAUGAAGAUGAUGAAGAUGAUGAAGAGGAUGAAGAUGAUGACGAGGAUGAAGAAGAUGAAGAUGAUGAGGAUGAUGAAGAUGACGAAGAAGAUGAAGAUAACGAAGAAGAUGAAGAUGAUGAAGAGGAUGAUGAGGAAGGAGAUAAAAAGAAAAAAAAGGGAAAUAAUAAAAGAUCAUUAGAUGGAAAUGGUAGUGGGCCAUCAAAAAAAUCCAAAUUAGAUGAUGAAGAACAAUAUGAAAAAAACCUUAUUGAAUUUAUAAAAAAAAAUGGAAAAACCACAUUAACAGAAUUAGGAAAAGUUAAAAAACCUGCCGGCUUAAAAAUGAAAUUAGGAUUUUUUGUCAAAAAACGUCCAAGCAUUUUUAAACUCGAUAACGAUUCACAGAUAGUGUCAUUGAAAUAA
Molecule: messenger RNA, 855 nt
Organism: Plasmodium berghei ANKA
Lineage: Eukaryota; Apicomplexa; Aconoidasida; Haemosporida; Plasmodiidae
Product: conserved protein, unknown function
Exons: 2
Coding region: 1-855 (284 amino acids)
Source: RefSeq, a predicted model, not a curated record